AUGGACAAAAAGUGGCUUGAAGUCUUACAGAAAGAGGAACACUAUCUUCCUCUUGUAGGUGUUGUAACUGUAGGAUUAGCUGCCAGACUUGUUUUUGCCCUAUUCUCCAACAUCUGCCAAAAUCGAAAGGAAAGCGAGCGUUUGAAGCUUGAAGGAUACAAAGAAAUACCUUCUCCGUCAGGAAGAUAUCCGUUUUUUGGUCACAUGUUGUCACUGGGGAAAGCACCAAGCUUUAAAGUACAAAAGUGGCACCAACAGCUUGGACCAAUAAUACGUCUUGAUAUGGGGGUUCAGCCAUGGGUUCUUAUAAAUGAUCCCUAUUUGGCCCACGAGUUAUUUGUUAGGAAUGGAAUAAACUCAUCUGACAGACACAAGCACAGUUAUGCUUACUGGAUGUACAGCAAGGGUGGAAAGGGCAUGAUAUUUAAUCAGCCAGGCAAAAAAUGGAAAAGCACAAGAUCUGCUGCUCUUUCGAUAUUGGCUCCAAAAAAUGCUGAUCAGAUUACAGAAAGUAGUGUGUCAAUAACGGAUAACGCUAUCAAGCUCUUAAAAGAAGACACGGAUAAAGAAGGAGCAAUUUCUCCCGUACGCUACAUGAAAAUGGCUACAUAUGGAACGGUUUUUAAAGCAGUCUUUGGAAAGGAUGUAACAUCUAUCAACGACCCAACUUUAAAUUCCCUGAUCCAUAUAACAGAGAGAAGUAUUGUGUAUGCUGGGGCUGCAGGUGAUAUUGGCGCUUUCUUUCCAAGCUUAAGUUGGAUUAACCAUCUUUCGAGUCAAAAGAAGGCUAUGAAUGAUAUUAUCAACGAAAGAGACAAAGUUCUUGAAGUCUUGAUUCGCGAGGCUAAAGAUGGAGAUGUCAAAUGUCUCACUAAAGUGGCAUACUCAAUCAAGGAGGAGCUUGGUUUGGACGAAAUGGAUUUGACUAUCUUAUUGAGUAGACAGUAUCCUUUCUUAGAUGAUGUAUUUGGAGCAGGAGGAGAUACAACUGGCAUGUCAUUGACGUGGCUUUUUGGUAUAUUACCUCAAUAUCCUGAUGUGCAAAAGAAAAUAUGCGAUGAGGUUGACGAAUUUCUCGUUAAAUACGGAAGCCUACCUUCAUUCUCGAGUAGAGAUGAGUUCCCUUAUACCACAGCAGUUCUUCGAGAGAAUCUGCGUUUCCGAUCUAUUACAAACUUUGGUAUUCCUCACUUUACGGCAAAUGAUGUAAACAUUUCUGGAUACCAUAUUCCUAAAGAUACGAUAUUGAUUAGCAGCAUGCAUGCUAUGCAUAUGAACUCAAGUAUAUAUGAGGACCCAGAGAAAUUUAUUCCCGAGAGAUUUUUGGGUACAACAAAGACUUGGAGCGCAUCUUCCAGCGGAAGUAUAAAAGAGCGCGAUAUCUAUGCCUUUGGAUGGGGAAGACGUAUCUGCCCUGGAAUUCACUUGGCCGAAAUGAUAGUAUUUAAUAUGUGUGUACGCGUAUUGGCACAAUGCACUAUUGAAGCACCAUUAGAUGCAAAUGGGAAGCCAGAAUUUGUCGAUUUGAACAAUAUCAAGACUCAAGGAAUUAUUUUUGGUCCACAAGACUAUAAAAGGACCUCUUCCUUAUGCUGUUGUCAGUGUGCACAGUUAAACAUAAGAUUAAUUCAACCAGAUAAUUAA
Molecule: messenger RNA, 1644 nt
Organism: Phycomyces blakesleeanus NRRL 1555(-)
Lineage: Eukaryota; Fungi; Mucoromycota; Mucoromycetes; Mucorales; Phycomycetaceae
Product: CYP5206 protein
Exons: 10
Coding region: 1-1644 (547 amino acids)
Molecular function (GO): monooxygenase activity; oxidoreductase activity, acting on paired donors, with incorporation or reduction of molecular oxygen; iron ion binding
Source: RefSeq, a predicted model, not a curated record